CUCGAUCGCACCGCAUACCUGCAUGGCUGCCGCAGAUGCGCGCAGAAGCACCAGCAGCAUGACGCGAUUUCAUGUUGUGUGCUGCUGCUGCUGGAUGCUGGCUGGCCAGAGCCCGUGCCCGUGCCCGCUCGAUCAGCCUCGCCCCCUUGCUGAGGUACCGGUAUAGUCGUGAUGAGCGAGUCCCUCAAGUGUUGUAUACCGUACAUACGAGGGGGACAGGAGAGCGCGAUCAGCUUGAUGCCCUGCUGUUGCAAGCAAGUGACGGGAGGAUCAGCCUUAGCUAGCAACAAACCCUUACGAAUCUCGAAUCAGAAUCAAGAAUAUGGAUCUUUCAACGGGGGUCUGUCGCCUAAAGAGCAC
Molecule: messenger RNA, 360 nt
Organism: Ceraceosorus guamensis
Lineage: Eukaryota; Fungi; Basidiomycota; Exobasidiomycetes; Ceraceosorales; Ceraceosoraceae
Exons: 1
Coding region: 72-284 (70 amino acids)
Source: RefSeq, a predicted model, not a curated record